Sodiomyces alkalinus F11 is the source of this 1070-nucleotide messenger RNA. Its product is annotated as ubiquinone biosynthesis protein COQ9. The record is from RefSeq and is a predicted model, not a curated record. The transcript is spliced from 2 exons. Gene Ontology annotation, biological process: ubiquinone biosynthetic process. Gene Ontology annotation, cellular component: mitochondrial inner membrane. Gene Ontology annotation, molecular function: lipid binding. Lineage: Eukaryota; Fungi; Ascomycota; Sordariomycetes; Glomerellales; Plectosphaerellaceae. Bases 32 to 820 code for a protein of 262 amino acids.
CCUCCCCCUCUUCCCCCCCCCCCGGGCCAAAAUGUCGCCUUCCCGUCGAUUCGGGACUUCGCUUGCUUCCCAACUCCUACGCACGCCAUUGCCUCCGUCCACCACGCGAACAGCCUUUGGUCGGCACUGCUACCACUCCUACGACCACCCACCAGCAGUGGCUGUGAGUUACGGUUCAACGGAACAAGCUAUUCUUUCUGCAGCCUAUACGCACGUUCCACAGCAUGGAUUCUCACAACGGGCGCUUGCACUUGGCGCCGAGGACGCUGGGUAUCCCACUAUCAGUGCCAGCGUCCUUCCUGACGGAGCCUUCAGCCUCAUACGCUAUCACCUGGUAACAAGGCGGGAGGAGCUUUCCGGCAAGACCAAAACGAUCUUCGGAGAAAAAAAUCUGGGCGCACAGCAAUUGAGCACUGCGGCGAGGGUUGAGCAGCUGACCUGGGAGCGCCUCCUGGGAAACAAGGACGUGGUGCACCGAUGGCAAGAGGCGCUGGCCAUCAUGGCCCAACCGUCCUACAUGCCCUCUUCGCUAAAAGAACUCUCGCUCCUCGCCGACGACAUCUGGUUCCUCGCUGGAGAUACCUCAGUGGAUCCCUCUUGGUACACGAAACGAGCUUCGCUCGCUACCAUAUAUGCCUCGAGCGAGCUCUUUAUGACUACCGACAAGUCCGAAGGCUUCUUUGAGACCCGGGAUUUCUUACGCCGGCGGUUGGAAGAGGUCAAGCAAAUGGGCUCCGUCGUCGGUUCCGUUAGCCAGUGGCUGGGCUUCACGGCAAAUGCGGGCAUCAACGUGCUGAGGAAUAAGGGGUUGCGAAUUUGAAUGAGCGAACUUGGUCAAGGAGCGGUUGGGCGACUGGACAAGCUGGACAAGCUGGACAAGCUCUCCUUUGCUCCCUCCCCUCGCCAUCGACCCCCUGGGUUGUCGUGCUGGGCGAGACGGAUUCACAUGUUCCCACACCCUAUCCACCUCGGGUCUCCGACCACAUGUAAACUGUGUAUUAUAGGUACUUCAUAUAUAAUAAGGUAGAUAGGAGAUGUAUAACCCAUGUGCGUCUUAAAGGCGUCCGCGC